Messenger RNA from Panonychus citri (citrus red mite), 3157 nucleotides. RefSeq names its product DNA-binding protein P3A2-like. Gene Ontology annotation, biological process: regulation of transcription by RNA polymerase II. The transcript has 10 exons. The record is from RefSeq and is a predicted model, not a curated record. Gene Ontology annotation, cellular component: nucleus. Lineage: Eukaryota; Metazoa; Arthropoda; Arachnida; Trombidiformes; Tetranychidae. Bases 305 to 1909 code for a protein of 534 amino acids. Gene Ontology annotation, molecular function: RNA polymerase II cis-regulatory region sequence-specific DNA binding; DNA-binding transcription factor activity, RNA polymerase II-specific.
UACCUCAAAUUGUCAAUCGUUUUUUUUGUUGUUCCUCAUCAAUACUGUUUGGUACUAAGCUUUUUUUGUAUAAAUUAAAUUGUGAAUUUCAUCUUGUUGAGAUAAUUAAUUUUUUCUAAUGGAGAAAUUAAAUUCUAAAUGAUUACAUAGAGACAAAGAAGAAGAAGAAAAAAUUGUCCGUUGGAAUCAUAGAUGGUAGCACAGGAGUAGAGUUUAUAUGGUUUUCUUCUGAGGUUUUCUUCAUCCUCCAUUUUCUGCGCAGCCUGAAAACAGAGUUCAGCAAUUUGUUUAAUUUCGGUUAUUAAUGAAAAUAUCAACAAGUAUUAUCAUGAAUAAUAGUGAUAUCGGUGAUUGUGAUGAUCUCAGUGACGAUGAUUCUAAUUUUGAUGACAAUGAUCUUUUAUCAUCAUCCUGCCAAGAUGAAGUCACAGCCCAACUCGCUGCAGCAGGCCCAAUCGGAGUUGCUGCAGCUGCCGCCAUUGCUACCGCCAAGAAAAGAAAGAGACCUCACUCUUUUGAGACAAAUCCUUCGAUAAGAAAACGACAACAAACAAGAUUAUCGAGAAAAUUGAAAGCAACGAUCGAUGAGUACACUACACGUGUUGGUCAACAAGCAGUGGUUUUGAUAGUCACACCAGGAAAACCUCAAAAUAAUUACAAAGUAUUUGGUGCUAGACCAUUAGAAAAUGUGGUUCGAAAUUGUAGGAAUAUUAUAAUGCAAGAGCUUGAAUCAGCUUUGGCUCAACAAGCACCACCUCAAGUCAAAGAAGAUCCUUCUCGUCAUGAAUUACCCCCUCUAGUCGUAGAUGGUAUUCCAACUCCAGUGGAAAAAAUGACUCAAGCACAACUAAGAGCUUUUAUACCUCUAAUGUUGAAAUAUUCCACCGGACGCGGUAAACCUGGUUGGGGAAAAGAAUCCACCAGACCUGUAUGGUGGCCUAAAGAUCUUCCUUGGGCAAACGUUAGAAGUGAUGCUCGCAGUGACGAAGAGAAGCAAAAGGUUUCAUGGACUCAUGCUCUCCGACAAAUUGUGAUAAAUUGUUAUAAGUACCAUAAUCGCGAGGACAUGCUUCCGGUAUUUAGUGAAGAUGACGAUAAAAAACAAGAAUCAUCCAAAGAGAAGGUGAAGCCACGUACUCACACAAGCAUCAGCGUAACAGCAGUUCCAGCAGUGCCAGGGAGUUCUAACAUCACCAGUCUACCUACUCUAUCAGCAGACUCUGCGACUGACACUUUAGCGGUAGCAGCACAAAGUGUCAAUAUGCAGUAUCAACAGGUACAUUAUGCUCCGACCAUGGUUCAGGCCAUUAACAAUCCAGACGGAACUGUUUCACUCAUUCAAAUGGACCCUAAUAGUGCUGCUGUAGUUACUCUUCCAGAUGGAACUCAAGCUCAAGUUCGAGCUGUCAGUGCAGUUAGAAUACAAGGCUCGGGAGCUGAAGCAAAUCAAGCUGUCCAAACAUUAGCUGAACUAUCUAGUGGUCAAGAUGGUGAUAGAGUUACUCAAAUUGGUACUGUAAGUGUGGAUUUAAGUGGCGAUGGAACAGGUCAAACUGUUGCCACUUUAGCCGAAGCAACUAUUAGUCCUGAUGGUCAAAUUAUACUUACAGGGGAAGAUGGAACUCAAAGUACCUUUCCCGUUUCCGGUAUGGUAACCAUACCUGUAUCGAUGUACCAAACUGUGGUCACCAAUAUUGGAAACCUUAAUGAAGGAAUACCUGUGACAAUGAGUGCCAUAACUGCUACUGAGUCAGCUUCAAGUACAACGGGAGGAAUGGCAGAGGAACAAGUCAAUGAUGCCAGCACAACGACCAAUACCGAAAUGGAAGAUGUUAAAACUGUUCUCAAUGACACUAGCCAAUAUAAAUCGUCUUUUAAAUAUUCACUUAAAUCAAAUUCGUGGAUAUAAGACGUUAGACACAGAUCUCUUCCUUUUGCCUGUUUUUUUUCUAAUUUCACCUUAAUUUGUAUGUAAAACUCUCACUGAUUUUCCUCCCUCACAUCUUCUUGUUUCUAAUCUUUCUCUCUUUUUUCUCUUCUUCUUUCUUCAAAUCUUCUUUAUCCUGAAAAGAUUACUGAAAAAAAGCAAGGCAAAAGACUAAUGAGGAGACCUUGUUUCUUAUGACAUUUAUGUAAUUAUUUUGAUCAAUUCAUUUACAUCUUGUAUAUUUACUCAUUUUGAUUUCCACCAAGACACUCGAAAGUGUUGAUCACAAACCUUUUUUUUCUCCUUUUUCUCUCUCGUUCUUUUUUGUCAUUGUAUUGUUUUCGUUUUUCUCCUUAAUUAGAUUUCUGUUAAUGCCAAAUCAACGCUAACAUCAUCAUCCACCAAUCAACCAUCAACAUCUUCGCCACCGCUUCAGCUUUGGCUCUUUCGAAUCUUUCGCCAACUCUUCUUCUCUCUUCCCUUUAUUUGUCAUCCUUCCCUUUACUCUUCUCAUCCUCAUUAUCCAAAAAUCGCAUCACAAUUCAUAUUUCAUCACCUUUCUCUCUCUCUCUCUCAUUCCUUUUCUUCCCUCUCCCUCUCUCUCUCUCUCCCAUAACAAAUCAAUUGUACGAUCAUCAUCCCAUGUAAAUUAUUCAGACAAAGUGUAAUUUUCUUGAUUAACAUUUUGUUCAUCCAGUGCAUCAAGGAAUAAGAAAUUGGUUACAAUUAAUUAUAAUUAAUUUAAAAUUGUGUGUGUGUUAACCAAUUCAAUUGAAUGAAAAACAAAACAAAUCCAAAAAUCUCAAGGUUAUCACAAGAACAACAGUUACAAUUAAAAUUAAUUGUAACCCCAUCGAUUAUCAUUACCAUAAAAAUCACCGUAAACAAAAUCAUCAACAAUUUAAAUAAAUCAUUGGUAUACAAACAUCAAUACUAAUCAUUAUAAAAUCGAGACGAUCAAUUUAGGACCAUCAAAUCUUCAUGCAAACAAUUUGUUAAUUGGAAAAAAAGAAAGAAAAAGAUUUUCAAUUUUUUGCUUUUAUAUUAAGUGUUUUGGAAACAAUUAAUUGCAAAUGAAUCUCAUCUAAUCAAAUCAACUAAUUAGUUGAUUAUUUUUCUUUUCUUAAUCAACCUUUUACCUCUUGUAAUUGUUUUCCAGUUUCCACUUUUAAUUAUCAUCUCUCAUCAACACGAUCAACUGAUUCAAUGAAAUUGCCUAAUUACAAUUGA